GGAGGAAGGAACGAAGGCAAGGAAAACAAGGAGGCGGGGCGUCGCCAUGGCGGCCAGGGGCCGACCUGGGCCGAGAUGAGGUGCUGAGGGAGGAUGAUCUCGCGAUAUACGCGGAAGCCGGUGCCCCCCGAAGCCCUGGGCAUCCGAGGACUUUCCAAAAAUACCUUAGAACAUCAUCCCCUGCCAGACUCAUUGGAUGACAGUUAUACAUCCACUGAAAGUCAGGAAGACUUGUCAAGCGAGUCUGAAAGUACAAAAGUUUCAAACUACCAAUCUGUCAGUUCAGUGGAUGAUGGGAACUCAUGGUCAGCUAGUCAGAGCUUCACAGGCAUCUCCACCGAAGACAGCUCAGUCUUUUCAUGGGGCUAUGAUGAAUUUGAUAAAGCAGCUACACGGCAGGUCCAGCAGAUAUUUAGACACAUUGAUGAGCUCUUGUAUGAACAAAAAACAAGUGUGUUUGUUGAAGGCCUAGAGGAAGAGUGCCAACAAUGGGUGUCAAGCUUCCCCCAUCUCAGGAUUGUAGGAAAACAAGUAGUGAUCCCCACAGAUGAAGGCUAUAGGUGGUAUUCUAGUUCAGCUUGCAGCACCUUGGAGUCAUCUGACAUGAGCCCAGUGCAAGAGAAGGAUCCUAAAAAUACUUUUUUGUUCAGGUUUAGCAUUCUGGGUAAAAAAGUUCCUCUCUCUAUUGCUUCUACUGAAGAAGAAGAAAAUGUUUUACACCCUCCCAAAUUGUGUUUGUUGGGGAACGAAGAAGAUGGAGUGAUCGUCUCUGAGGGCAUAAUGGAGGAAUAUUUAGCAUUUGACUGCAGAGAUGUGGAAGAGGAGUUGCAUGAAUGGAAAAUGGGCAUUUCAUCUGACAGGAGGAAAUUAGGUUUCCCUCCUAUCUCACCAUCGUACUGCAUGAGGGAUGCUGUUCUUUCCCAUAUGUUUGAUGACGUGUGGAGUGAAGUACUGGGAUACAUGGAACAGCUGAUCUGUAGACACUGGGAAGGGCCAGUCUCAGAUGAUGAGAAGAAUGUCCUAACUGUAGAAACAAGCCGAACAGAUUCUGGAAGUCCGUUUAUGCAGUUUGAGCCUUUGCCAUUGUUGUUACCUCGAAUGCCACAAAACAAGAUGCCCUCUAUCACUUCAAAUGUUGUACAGCCUUCCCAAGGAACGAGUGGUGGACCACAACGUAAUUUGAAUGGGUUGAUGGUGAUUCAUGGAAUCCCCUUACACCAAAGGAAUUUUCCUGUGAUGGACAAAAUCUUAGACUUGGAUGACAGGUUGCUUAUGAGACCAGGCUCCAGUUCUAUCCUCUCUACCAGAGCGCGGCCAAAUCGCCCUCCUGAACUCAGUGCAUCUUCUCUGUCCUAUUCUGCACAGUCUGCUAGAAGGCGCAACCCACCACCACGUACCCUGCAUCCCAUCAACCCCAGCCAUUCUCGCUCAGGGACACCAAGGCCUAUGGACGAAGUAAUCAGGGGAACACGGCGCUCUGCUGCAAAUGAGCAAUUGUCUUCACCUUCCCCGAUGCCACUGAGCAGAAACAACCUCCUGCCUCCAAUUAGUGCUGUAGAUGUGACAGAACAUACGGGAUCCCAAAAACAAAUGAAAUCCCGGGGAAAUGCUAGCAGGGCUCGCAGUGCGAUAGCGGAUGAAAUCAACCAUCAACCAGUCCAUGAGAGGUUUUUAUUACCUGAUAGUUUCUCCAGGCCCAACACAUCCCAUGCAUUUUGGCCAGAUUCACAGUACCGUCGUUCUUGCACUGUUAUUGAUUAUGCUAAUCAACCGCGAAAUAGCAAAGGAUCUGCUGGCACAGAUUCUAUUAACGUAGGAGUGUUGGGAAUCAGUUUAGGGAUAUCUAGUUCUUCCUAUAUUAGCUCUUUCCAUCACCAGCCUCUUGGUCAUUUUCUUAAUGAGGAUGAGGAGGACAAAGAAGAUCAACCUCCAUUGGUAGGUCUUCAGUUGCAUGGUUCUGUGCGAACCCACAGCCGAGGUGGAUCCAGAAGCAGACAAGGUCUGUAGCGUGCUGAGGAGCCGCUAUCCCAUCUCCAAGAUGAGGGGGCCUCUCCAGAAGCUUUUGAAAUCAGUAUUCCGCUGUAGCAAUAUGAAACCUGUUUACAGAAGAACUCCAAACCUUUCUUAUAAGAGUCUUCAUUUUGUAUAAACUCAACUGCCAAAGAUUACUACAGUUGUGUGGGAAUUUGAUUCCUAUGCUGUUCUGUGGGAUAUUGAAAGCUUAUGUUGUAGAGACUUUCUAAAUCCAAUAUUCCUCUUGGUUGAUUCUUGAUCACAAAGAGUGACACAGUAAUACUAUUGUUAGCUCCCAAAUGACUUGCCAAUUAGUGGAACAUAAUGCGAUAUAUUUAGUAAUACUAGAUUACUGCAUGGACAAACUUGUUAUUUGCUCUACUAGUAUGAGGAGAUGUCAGUACCAGUUGAUCCCAUGCUUCAGAAAAGGUUCAGAAUCUGAUGUCUGAAAUGCGGCCAAGAUUUAAAGCUUACAGCAUCCUUGUUUUAUUGUAUUUAAAUAUAGGUGUCCAUCAUUCCCAAUUAAAUCUAUAUUUCUAAUAUUCACCUAUCUUAAAAAACUACAAGGAUUACUACAGUUGUGUCUGACUCUACUUUGAAUACAUACUUUCUCCUGAUUUAAGUAGAGCAAAAAGUUUGGUAAAAACUUACAAGAAACUAUUUCUGUACACCUCUCAAUUGCAGGAGAAACAUCCUACUUGUUGUAGGCAUUGUUCCUGGUGAGAGGUGUUAACUUAGAAAUAGUUAGAAAAAUAGAAUAGCUUACAAUGAAUAUUCAUUUAACUUUAAUAACUCUGCAGAUUAGCUCUAGGUCUUACUAGUCAAAGUAAGUGCCAGACUGCAAAGAGAUGUAAAUUGAAGAUAGCUUUGCCUUAUAUUCUAGAUACCAUGUGAAAGUUGUAAAUGCCAGAAUGAGAAAGGAUUUAUUACAUUGUAAUUUGGAAUAACUUUUGUAUGCAAAUAAAACAUAUUUUCUAAGUUGUA
Messenger RNA from Anolis carolinensis (green anole), 2997 nucleotides. RefSeq names its product family with sequence similarity 149 member B1 (gene fam149b1). The record is from RefSeq and is a predicted model, not a curated record. The transcript is spliced from 15 exons. Gene Ontology annotation, biological process: protein localization to cilium; cilium assembly. Lineage: Eukaryota; Metazoa; Chordata; Lepidosauria; Squamata; Anolidae. The coding region runs from base 94 to 2007 and encodes 637 amino acids.